Molecule: messenger RNA, 1503 nt
Organism: Prorocentrum cordatum
Lineage: Eukaryota; Dinophyceae; Prorocentrales; Prorocentraceae
Source: the annotation of a GenBank genome assembly
AGGUCACGCGGGCCACGGCCAUCAAGGCCCUGAAGACCAUGUGUAUUUCCAAGGUGCGAAUUAUUUCGCUGGAUUCCAUCCUCGCGGCUGUCGGGUCGCACCUGUCGGCCUACCUGAGCCAGAACAGCCGCGCCUUCAGGCAGCAGUGCCUGGACGCGCUGGUGCACCUCGUCAACAAGUACGGAACAGCCAUACCGCGAGACACAACGAUGCAGAUCCUCACAGACAUUGUGCCGUUCAUCACGGACACAGACUUGUACAUUACAGACCUGUGUGUGCAGGUGGCCGUGCAGGUGCUCGACAGCGCGCCGGCCGUGGCGCCCGCCGUCGUCGAGAAGUGCGUGCCCGCGGUGCUGACGGUGUGCCGCUCGCCGCUGCUUCAGGGCAGCGCGCUGGACUCGAUCCUCAGCUUCCUGUCCAGAAUAGCUCGGCACAGGGAGCACUGCCCGUUCGAGCGGCUGCGCCAGCAGCUCAGCGACACGUCCGUGGUGGCGAGCGCCCAGGCGCAGGCCCAGCGCCACGUGAUAGGCACGCUGGCCAAGGGGCUUGCCGCCGUCGUCUCCUCCUCGGCCCAGGACGUCCAGGCGGCGGCCGUGCAGCACUUCCUGGGCACCAUCCAGCAGUGCGCGCCCAGCCCGGCCCCGGAGGCGGUGCAGCAGGUGGAGCUCUCGCUGCUCGCGCUGGGCGAGACCGGCAAGUACACCGACCUGUCAUCGACCCCGGGUUUCUGCGAUACCCUGCUAAAGCAGCUGGAAAGCAGCUCGGACGAGAUCCGCCUCGCCGCCGCGUUGGCGCUGGGCUUCGCGACGGUCGGUGCGAUGGGGACGCUGCUGAAGGUCGUCAUCGACAACGUGCAGCAGGCGGGUUCCGCGGCCAAGGGGCAAAAGACGCAGUACCUGCUCCUGACCUCCCUGCGCGAGGUCAUCGCGAUCGGCGUUGGCACGCAGAGGCAACGCCGUCGCCUUGCAGUGAUGGGCCAGCGCUUGCCGACACAGUCGGGCCUCGCUGCAAGGAUCUAUUGCUUCAGCAGCGAUGCCCUUGCCUCCUUGCCUCUUCGGUCUGUUCAGGGCCAAUUUCGGCCUCAUGCCGCUGAAGCUGCGUCAGCAUGGGUGCCAACGGGCAUUGCGUCAUUACCCUGCGUCCUUGCUACGGGUUAUUGUGCACGUGCUCAAUCGACGUGCGCACCCAUGUCUGCAGCGGACCACCAGCAUUGCUUAGUCCCCCUGUCUUCCUUCGCACAACCUCUCCCCAUCUCUGUUGACAUGUUGCUUUGCGAGCGCAGGGCGCCGGCGAUAGCAUGUGCCUCCCUGGCACGUAGUUUGCAAGGACGGUCCUUUGUUCGAGGGUGUAUUUGGCUUGCGAUCUAUGUGGUCACACGUUGGAAGCGAAUCCGAUUUGUGAGGGCUGAACAAAACACGUUGGCAGGGAUGGCGCUCAGGCAAGAGUUUUAUGCGAGAUCCCGAAUGGCUCUACAGGGGCUCUUUGGGCCCCAGCUGCCAAGGG